This is a messenger RNA of Poecile atricapillus (Black-capped chickadee), 2477 nucleotides long. It is a transcript of the gene AOC1, whose product is annotated as amine oxidase copper containing 1. Gene Ontology annotation, cellular component: plasma membrane. Bases 56 to 2323 code for a protein of 755 amino acids. The record is from RefSeq and is a predicted model, not a curated record. Lineage: Eukaryota; Metazoa; Chordata; Aves; Passeriformes; Paridae. The transcript has 5 exons. Gene Ontology annotation, molecular function: primary methylamine oxidase activity; diamine oxidase activity; copper ion binding. Gene Ontology annotation, biological process: amine metabolic process; response to antibiotic.
GCGGGGAGGGGGGGUCAGUGCCCCGGGACCGGCCAGACACCGGCAGCGCUGCUCGAUGGGGCGGCAGAGCCGGGCCGGGAUGUGGCUGCUGGGGCUCCCCUGGGCGCUGGCCCUGCUGGCCACCGCGGGCUCCUCCGGCCCCUCCGCCGAGCCCCCGGACCCCGCGUCCAUCUUCGCCGACCUGAGCCCGGAGGAGCUCCGGGCCGUGCGGACCUUCCUGAUGGAGCGGCCGGAGCUGGGGCUGUCCCCGAGCCGGGGGGGGCCCCUGGCCAAGAACUCGCUGUUCCUGGUGGAGCUGCUGCCGCCCAAGAAGCGCUCGGCGCUGCGGUUCCUGGAGCACGGCGGGGCCCGGCCGCGGCGGGAGGCUCGGGCCGUCGUGUUCUUCGGGGCUCAGGCGGAGCCCAACGUGACCGAGCUGGCCGUGGGGCCGCUGCCCCGGCCCAGCUCCUACCGCCCGCUGCCCUUCAAGGGCGGCCGGGCCGUGCCGUUCUCGGCGCGGCCGAUGACCAGGUUGGAGUACGCGCUGCUGCACGAGGCUCUGGUGGCCGCGCUGGCCCCGCUGGAGCCGCUGCUGCUCGAGGCCACCGGCUUCGGCUUCCAGAACUGCUCCGAGCGCUGCCUCACCUACUCCGACAUCGCGCCCCGCGGGCUGGCCCCCGGCGAGCGCCGCACGUGGCUGGUGAUCCAGCGCUUCGUGGAGGGUUUCUUCCUGCACCCCGCGGGGCUGGAGGUGCUGCUGGACCACCGGGACCCCGACCCGCGGCGCUGGGCCGUGCGGCGCCUCUGGUACAACGGGCGCUACUUCGGCAGCGUGCGGGAGCUGGCCGAGAGCCACGCGCGGGGGACGCUGCCCCUGGCCCGCCUGCCCGAGCCCCCCGCCCGCCACCUCUUCUCCAGCUACGAGCCGCGGGGCCGCUUCUCCAGCGGGACCCCCACCGAGGUGCACGGGGCCAAGGUGUGCGAGCCGCAGGGCCGGCGCUACCGCCUGCUCGGGAACCGGCUGCAGUACGGCGGCUGGAGCCUGGCGUUCCGCCUGCGCUCCUCCGCCGGCCUGCAGCUCUUCGACGUGCGCUUCGACGGCGAGCGGGUGGCCUACGAGCUGAGCGUGCAGGAGGCCAUCGCCUUCUACGGCGGCCACUCGCCGGCCGCCAUGCAGACCAAGUACAUGGACGCCGGCUGGGCCAUGGGCGCCUCCAGCUAUGAGCUGGCCCGCGGCGUGGACUGCCCCGAGACCGCCGCUUUCCUGGACGCCCAUCACCUCCUGGACGCCGACGGCCCCGUGCGCUUCCCCAACGCCCUGUGCGUCUUCGAGCUGCCCACGGGCGUUCCCCUGCGCCGCCACUUCGACAGCGACUUCCAGGGCGGCUUCCACUUCUACGCGGGGCUGGAGGGCCGGGCGCUGGUGCUCAGGACCACCUCCACCGUCUACAACUACGAUUACAUCUGGGACUUCCUGCUCUACCCCAACGGCGUCCUGGAAGCCAAGGUCCACGCCACCGGCUACAUCCACGCCACCUUCUACACGCCGCAGGGCCGGCGCUACGGCAGCCGCGUGCACAGCCACCUCCUGGGCAACAUCCACACCCACCUGGUGCACUACAAGGUGGACCUGGAUGUCGCAGGCUCCGGGAACAGCUUCGAGACGAUGGACAUUCGCUUCGAGAACAUCUCCAACCCCUGGAGCGCGGGGGCGCGCGUGGUGCAGCCGUGGCUGCACCGGGAGCCGCGGCGCCGGGAGCGCGAGGCGGCGCUGCCGCUGGCCCGGCCCGCUCCCCGGUACCUGCUCUUCUCCAACCCGCGCCGGCGGAACCGCUGGGGUCACCGCCGCACCUUCCGCCUGCAGCUCAGCUCGCACGCCGGGCCCGUGCUGCCCCGCGGGUGGCGGGAGGAGCGCGGAGUCACCUGGGCCAGGUACCACCUGGCCGUGACACGGCGCCACGAGAACGAGCCGAGCAGCAGCACCAUGUACACCCAGAACGACCCCUGGGACCCCCCGGUCACCUUCGAGAGCUUCAUCCACGACAACGAGACCAUCGAGGACCAGGACCUGGUGGCCUGGGUGACCGUGGGCUUCCUGCACGUGCCCCACGCCGAGGACAUCCCCAACACGGCCACCCCCGGCAACGCCGUCGGCUUCUUCCUGCGCCCCUUCAACUUCUUCAACGAGGACCCGUCGGUGGCGUCCCGAGCCCCGGUGAUCGUGCGGCCCCUGGACCCCCCGAGCUGCACCCGCCUGGAGAUCCGGCGCUGGACCCCCGCCAGCCCCGGGCCCUGCGUCCACCCCGAGCCCUUCACCUACAACGGCACCGCCCGCCCGGUGUGACCCGGGACACGGGGACACGGGGACACCGAGCCGGGAUGGGCCCCGUGCUGCGGGGGUGCCACCUCCCCCGGCCCCGCGGGGACACCGCUGCCACCGGGACACCGUGGCACGGCUCAGCGCCGCCUGCGGGGCUCAGUAAAGGCGAUGCCACCUC